UAUACCUCCCAUACCCAAAAGGAAAAAAGAAAAAAAAAAACAGAAAUUAUAUUAGAUCAGAAAAAAACCUCCCUCUUGUAACCUCCACCUUCCUUCCCCGAUCGAUGAUGGCCACGACGUUGAUGGAGUUUUUUCCGAUCUAUCGCUAAAACUAAAUCAAUGAGAACUGUCAUUGCCAAACACAGGCGUCGUCGAUCUGGGUAAAAAUUGGAAGGAGCAUUUUAUCAAACAAUGGAGGUGCAGAGAAUGGAGGAGUUGUUGUUUUUAUGGUCAAGAUUGCAAAGUAACCGUGUUGCCCUUGUGGGUGGAAAUCACACCGCUUCCAGGUUUUGCACACGCUAAUCUCGUUUCCGAUCACAGUCACUACCCUCUCCUCUUUCUUGCUCUUCUUGCUUUGUAUGCAAUCUUUUUUAAUUGCUCAUCCCUUCUUCUUCGAUCUCCCUCCAACUCUCCAAAAUUUCAAAUCCUUUGUUCUUCGCUUACAUAUAACUGUUCAACAUCGCUCUUUCUUUUCUUCUUUCUUGAAAAACUCAUUUCAUCUGAUUGACAUGGGGUGGUACAAAGCCAUGGAUUUUGUACAUGAUUUUCAAAUGAGAUAUCACGAGAAGAUCAAGAAACUGAAUAUGGGUGGCCUUGCCCUUGCCCUUGGCUUGAACUCGGAGACGAAUUUCGUGAUAAUUAGGCUCCCUCAUUCAUGGGUGUUGAAAUUGGUAUCUAGGGCUGUACUGUUCGUGUUAGCUUUGGUUAUUGUUUCUUUCUUCUGCCUCAAUUCGAUAAUCGGAGGUUUUACAGCUAAUUUCCAUGGAGCCAAUUCUAAUUCUGAUCUUGCAGUUGAUACGAUGAACACAGAGCUGUUGCCUUUAUUUUUCCGUGAUUUGGCCAACGAAGGCCUUCUGAAAACGGGUGAUCGAGCUGUUUUCCUCAGCAACGGCAACGAGGAAGCCAUUGAUGAUUCUCAAUUUCUGAGAGAUAAUGAGAUGGAUUUGAUAUCGUAUUCGGAUUCAGAGCGACAAAGCUUGAUCCCUGAUGAGACUUUUGACUUUGCUUUAACCCAUGGCUUCCAUGGGGACUCGAAAUUCAUCGACCGGGCUCUCAAGGUUGGUGGCAUCGCUGCGAUCCAACUCAGUGACAACCCUAUGGUGGCAUUUCAGAAGCCUUCCAACUACAAAAUUGUCUAUCUCCGAAAAUUCGAUUCAACCCUUGUGGCCAUGCGGAAAACAAGCAAUGGUGACACAAAUUCACCAACACAACGGAAACUCUGUGGUCUUGCAUCGGAAGCAAAGAAGGCAGCUCUGAAGAAGCUCGAGGACGUUCUCCUCGAACCACCAAGAGCAGCAUCAGGGAGAUCAAACACAUACCUCAAGAAAACCAGGUACCUACCGGACCUAAUGGGCGACUCUCUCGAAAGCUACCCACGACGAGUCUUCAUCAACGUUGGCUUGCCAGACAAAAACGAUUGGUUCGCAAAGCAUUACCCAACUAGAAAUAAGGAUUUUGAGAUAUACAAGAUUGAAACUGUGACAGAGGAAUCAUCCGGGAGGGAGGUACCACAGAUUGGGAUGUCGGAUUGGCUGGGGAAGACCGUGAAAGAAAAUGAGUACGUCGUGAUGAAGGCAGAGGCUGAAGUGGUGGAGGAGAUGAUGAAGAGCAAAUCUAUAAGACUGGUGGACGAGCUGUUCUUGGAGUGUAAGCAUCAAGGUAUAAAGAAGGGUGGCAGAAGAAACAGGAGAGCAUAUUGGGAGUGCUUAGCUCUUUAUGGGAGGUUGAGGGAUGAGGGUGUUGCUGUGCACCAGUGGUGGGGUUAGAACAGAAAGUAGUUCACAGAGAGAGAGAGAGAGAGAAGGGCAGAGAGAGGUGA
Molecule: messenger RNA, 1858 nt
Organism: Ilex paraguariensis (yerba mate)
Lineage: Eukaryota; Viridiplantae; Streptophyta; Magnoliopsida; Aquifoliales; Aquifoliaceae
Source: the annotation of a GenBank genome assembly